Messenger RNA from Harmonia axyridis, 2283 nucleotides. RefSeq lists its product as uncharacterized. Bases 237 to 2093 code for a protein of 618 amino acids. Lineage: Eukaryota; Metazoa; Arthropoda; Insecta; Coleoptera; Coccinellidae. The record is from RefSeq and is a predicted model, not a curated record. The transcript has 3 exons.
GAUUAACUUUUCAAAAUAGUUAGGAUAUUGAACGAAUUCAAUGCGUUAUCGAAAAACUUCAAAGUAUUUCCGACAAUUUACAUAAAAAAAACUGAAAGAAGCAUUCAUACUAUGACAUUCUUUCGGUAAUUGCAUUCUCGAUGCAUUGUUAACUAUAAAACUAACAAUAAUUAGAUGGAAAUAAUCACUCAAAUAUCCUACCUGUUGAUGGCUAUUUGUCCAGUUAGCAAAAUAAAAUGAUGACAAAGUAUAUUUUAACUUUUAUUUGUGCUUUUUUCUGCAAUACUCUUGGCCACGAACAACCCAGAGCUCACUCAUUUGAAAGACAUCAUCAAGCAUCCCAAUCCUUAAGCUCCUACUACACCAGAACGAACCAACAACAGUGCAGCUACGUUUGUCCAGUGCCCAGUCCUUCACCAGAAAUAAAUGAUCAAGGCGGCUUUCUAACUCUCAUCUUCAACAAAGAAACCCAAGUGUACGCUUUGGUCAACACCACAUCGCAAGUAGCCAUUGUGUUUCAAAUAGGGCAACCCAUAGCACUGAUAGCCAAUGGAAACACCGGAGCUUCAAUUGUCAUCAAUAUAAAAGAAAAAACUGUAGUGUACUAUCCAGCUGGAGCCAAUCAAAAUCUCUGGCAAGCAUCCCAACUUGAUUUAGUCGACUAUCUUAACGAUCUAGGUCCACUCACAAAUGUUAACAACUGGAACAACGGCCAAAGCUCCAAUCUCACCUCCGUACCAAAAGAAGUGAAAAAUAUUUUGAUCUCCAUCAUCAAAAAAUUGGACAUCGAGAUUGCAAUUAGGGUGAAUGUCAAUCCCGACUCCAUCAUUUCUUUGAUUUCUGUUUUGAUCAAGGGCUUAUUGGAGUCCAAAAAUGUUAUUCAACAUAUUUGCAUCGUUAUCGAAUCUCCAGUGAUUGUUAUCUACGGAGGACUAAGUAAACUAGUCAACUUAAUCGUUGGUUUGGAUGCCAUUUCGAAAUAUCUACAAGGUGGAAUACAAUCCAUUAUUAAAAACGGUACAGAUAUUGCACCAGUAUUGGGAGAAAAUUCUGGAUUUAAUAGUCUUAUCGACUUUCUCCUACAAACAUGUGUCCAUGCAGAUUUAACGAAGAUCCUUGGUAAUUUGCUGAAAAGGCCAGAUGGGAUUCUAAAACUAGUUGUAGAAUUAGAUCGGGGAAUAUAUUCUGGAAUAUCUGGCAUUUUUGCAGUUGUCUACAAUGUACAACUUUACGCAACUAAAAAAAUAUCUUUAGAAGCGUUGAUCGAUGUGAUCAUUCAAGUACAAGCAUGUAAUGCACAUUUUAAGAUAGCUAAAAAGACCCUGAAUGAAGCACUUUAUUGGUACUUCAUCUUGGCCGAGUCCCAAAAAACUCAAUUCCAUACUGAGACCUCCUGGUUAACUUUAAAUAAAUUCUUCCAAGAUAUAAAAGACGAUAAACUGGUAAUAAAAGGAAUAAACGUAUCAGCUAUCAUUAACGAAUUAAUAUCCACAUCAGGUUCCUCAUCUUUGUGCAAUGUAGUGAAGGUCUUACGACAUCUCAGUCCAGCAGUCUCCUUAUCUAAAAUAAUUGCAACAUUGUACUGCAGGUUUGUUCAUUACGUAGUAUUCGGACAUGGUCUUAUAUUCAUCGACAUUUUGUUACCACAAAUCCCAAUCAAAAUUGAUUUCGCGUCAAAGACAAGCAUCCUGAAACAGAUACUGUCUAAAGUUAACGUGGGUCAGAUCGUGUCUUACCUCUUGAGAUUAGAUGUGGUAGGUGCCAUUUCUAGUCUUCCAGUAUUUGGUACCAUCUUGAAAGAAAUCGAUGGAGGCAUCAAAGAUGCAGGAGUGACUGCUGGAGUUACAGUGGCUUCUUCUUUGAAAGCGACCAAUUCUAUUCUGACCGAUUUGAAGGAUUUAAUAUUGUAUGGUUUGGGUCGAGGAGUCAAAGCUCCUGUAGAUUUAGGAGUUGCUGGCCUUUCUGUUCUUGGUGGUGGGACCUCUGUUAGCAUUACAACCACGUGGACUUCUUCUUCAUCGAAAGUUGGAUCUGUAGCUUCUGGAGGUGGUUCGUCUUCUGGAGGCUUGCUAGGAGGCUUCUCAUUAUUUUAAUACUAGGUUAUUAUAAUUUUAGGAAAUUCUGUUGAAGCAGUAUCGUGUUAUCUUAGCUUUAUUUUUGUUAUUUGAUAAUAGUUACUGGACUUUUUGGUUGGGAUAUUAAUCAAUUAAUAAUUAAGUCAGUAUUUAAUUAAAUCAGUUCCAAGAAAUUUUUGUUAUAUCUAUUAAAUCUAUAAAAGUUGAA